AUGCUGCUGCUGCUGCUGCUACUGUUGCUGCUAGGACCUGGACCCAGACUCAAUGAGGCAACAAGGAGGUCACAUGUGUACAAGCGUGGGCUCCUGGAACUGGCAGGAACCUUGGAUUGUGUUGGUCCUCGAUCACCGGUGGCCUACAUGAACUAUGGCUGUUAUUGUGGCCUGGGUGGCCAUGGAGACCCACGUGAUGCCAUUGACUGGUGCUGCCACCAUCAUGACUGCUGCUACUCUCGAGCUCAGGAGACUGGCUGCAGCCCCAAGCUAGACCGCUACGCAUGGAAAUGCAUCGACCACCGCAUCCAGUGUGGACCUGCAGAGAACAAAUGCCAAGAACUUCUGUGCAAGUGUGACGAGGAGCUUGCGUACUGCCUUGCAGGAACAGAGUACCACCUGAAAUACCUCUUCUACCCCUCGGUUUUAUGUGAGAAGGACUCACCCAAGUGCCACUGAUAGGCUGGUCUUGAAAUGUUCGUUUGCCCAGGAAAUGAAGUUUGCUUUCAGUAAUGAACAACUUCAUUCAAUUUCUGCAGGAGGUAGUGGGAGCCAGGUGAUAAAGCCUUGUGUUUGCUUUCUCCCUCCAUUCAGGAACUUGGGACUGUUAGCCUGUGGAGUGGCUAGUUUGAUGAAAGCUGGGUCCUGGGUCUGUCUUAUACAGCCACCACUGUGCUGUACUGCUAUCAGUUUUGAAACAGUGUGCUAUCUUCUAACCUGCGGUUGAUGGCUGGGGGUCAACUGGGGAUGAACUCCUGCUUGUAGGCUUGGCUGUGGUAAUAAGA
Molecule: messenger RNA, 785 nt
Organism: Peromyscus maniculatus bairdii (prairie deer mouse)
Lineage: Eukaryota; Metazoa; Chordata; Mammalia; Rodentia; Cricetidae
Product: group 10 secretory phospholipase A2
Biological process (GO): phospholipid metabolic process; arachidonate secretion; lipid catabolic process
Molecular function (GO): phospholipid binding; calcium ion binding
Source: RefSeq, a predicted model, not a curated record